AUGAAUCUAACAAUAUUAACUUCAAAAUCGUCCCAUUUGUGGACUAUAAGGCUAAAUUAUGCUUCCAUUUUAUUCCUACUUAUCCUAUCCAUUUUCAUCGAAACAAGCAACGCUCAACAAAGAUAUAACGAUUCCAAUUCGGUAACACCACCACCAGGCUAUGCGUUUGCACCCGGCUAUGGUUCAUCCCAAUAUCAACCAAGAAAUCCUAAAACCGGAGGUGAUUGCAAAAAUUGUAACCAACCAUGUUUUUGUAUAGCACAAAAAGGAGAUCAGGGUCCAGCUGGUCCUAUGGGUCCUGCAGGUGCUCGCGGAUCUGAUGGUGUUCCUGGUCCUGAAGGUCCUGAGGGUAUGAAAGGAGAAAAAGGUGAUCGGGGUUUACCUGGUCUACCUGGUCAAAAAGGUGACAGAGGACGAUCCGGCGAACCAGGCAUGCCUGGCCAUCCCGGUUUGCCCGGUCUUCCAGGUCCAAGAGGACCAGAAGGUUUACCCGGCCGUGAUGGAUGCAAUGGAAGUAAAGGAGAUGCAGGCCGGCCAGGCUUUAAUGGACAGCCCGGUCGUCCCGGUGAACCUGGUUUACCUGGACAACGAGGACCAAAAGGUGAACCUGCACAAGCCUUACCUGGAUUUAAAGGCGAAAUCGGAGAAAUGGGACCUCCUGGUCUACCCGGUGCUGCUGGAUCCUCUGGUACUCCUGGCAUACCUGGUGCUCCCGGUGGAGUUGGUUUUCCUGGACGUGAAGGUCCAAAAGGUGAACGAGGAGAAAUGGGCCGUCCAGGUAACGCUGGAGUUGGACUUAGUGGUGAAAAAGGUCAAAAAGGAGAGCCAGGCUCUUCUGCUCCUUAUACACCACCAUCAAUUGCUGAAAUCCAAGGUAACUACAGUUAUGUUCCAUUAUCGAUUCCUGGUGCACCUGGUCAAAAGGGUGCUAUGGGACACAAAGGAGAACCUGGAGAAAUUGGUUAUCCAGGAGCACCUGGUUCUGCUGGACCGCCAGGUUUAACCGGCGAAAAAGGUGUACCAGGCCCUGUCGGACCUCGUGGUGCUACUGGUAUGCCCGGUCAAGCUGGCUUUCCCGGACAAGCAGGUGAUCGUGGUAGUCCUGGUUAUCCUGGCCAACCUGGAAGUCCAGGAAGAAGUGGUCAAAAUGGCCUACCAGGAGACAAAGGUGAUCGUGGUUUUCCUGGUAUGCCUGGCAUGUGUUUACCUGAUCAACCAGGCGAUUCACAACCGGGACAACCUGGACCAUCUGGAUCUAAAGGAGAACGCGGCCCACCUGGAACACCUGGUUAUCCUGGAUCACCAGGUUUACCCGGAACUCAAGGACCAAAAGGUGAUCGUGGCUUCGAUGGAUUACCUGGUAGUCCUGGUCAACCUGGUCGUGAUGGUUUGAAAGGUGACAAAGGAGACGGUGGACGACAUGGUGAUCCUGGCCCAUCUGGCUUUCCUGGUCCACAAGGUUAUCGUGGAGCUAAAGGUGAACCUGGUCCAAAAGGUGAUCCUGGUCGUUCAAUUGCUGGUCCACCUGGUCUUGAUGGUUAUCCAGGUCAAUCUGGCCUUCCAGGACAGAAAGGUGACCGUGGUUUACGUGGUCAACCUGGUUUACCUGGUAAUACAACUGCUGGUGUUGGUUUUCCCGGUCCACAAGGACCUGUGGGUCCACCCGGUAGUCCUGGUGCACCAGGUUUUCAAGGUAUUGCUGGUAUGAAAGGAACCAAAGGAGAUCGAGGUCUUGAUGGUGCAUGUGGUGCUCGUGAUGGUUUGAAGGGUAGUAAAGGUGAACCAGGUUAUCCCGGAGAAGCUGGUACACCUGGUCAACGAGGUACAUCAGGAGAAAAAGGUGACCGAGGAGAUGUGGGCCCACAGGGUUACUCUGGUAAUGUUGGUUCAGCUGGUGCACCCGGUCGCAAUGGUAUGGAUGGUACUCCAGGUGACAAAGGAGACAAGGGAGAAUCAGCUCGUGUUGCAACAGUACAAGGAGUUUCAGGAGAAAAAGGAACACCAGGUCUUCCCGGUUUGAAAGGUGAUCGUGGUGAAAAAGGCUCUUCAGGUUAUAGCGGUCGUGAUGGUCAACCAGGUCCAAUUGGACCAGUCGGACCAAAAGGUGACGCCGGUUAUCCAGGUCAACCAGGUCCACCAGGUAGCCCUGGUCCAAUGGGUGAUAUUGGUCCACCAGGUGCUACACUUCCAGGUGAAAAAGGAGAAAAGGGUAUUCCAGGUCCAGUUGGUAUUCCUGGUCCACAAGGUAGUCCAGGUUUGAAAGGAGAACCAGGUCGACCAGCACCUCAAGGGUUAACAUCAAUGCCCGGCCCACAAGGAGAAAAAGGUGAUCGUGGCUUAUCAGGACUUCCAGGAGCACCAGGACUUCCAGGUCCAAAUGGUUUAUCAGGAUUACCAGGAACACCAGGAUUUAAAGGUGAACCUGGCCUACCAGGUAUGCCAGGUCUUCCAGGACCAAAAGGCAUUACAGGUUAUCGUGGAGAAGCAGGUCUUCCCGGUCGUGAUGGAUCAUCAGGUCUUCCAGGUGCAAAAGGAUUUGACGGUGCACCAGGACUACCAGGUCGUGCAGGAGAAAAAGGUGAACCAGGACUUCCAGGUCCAGGCUUUCCAGGCACUCCUGGCCCUGUUGGCCCUGCUGGUGAACGUGGAUUCCCUGGCUUACCUGGUCCAAUGGGUGAACCCGGAUUACCAGGGACGAAAGGAGAUUCUGGUCUACCCGGUGUAAAUGGACUUCCAGGACCUGUUGGCAUGAAAGGAGAACGAGGAGAACCAGGUAUCGGUGGACAAAAAGGUGAUCAAGGAGCACCAGGUGUCCCCGGUAUUGAUGGUAAGUGUUUAUUAACAUUUCGUGUAUUUUAUCAAAUUAAUUGUUUUUCCUUAAUUUUAGGCUUACCAGGUCUUCCAGGACCAGCCGGCCCACCAGGUCAACCCGGUCUUAUGGGAGAAAAAGGUUUUGCUGGAUUACCUGGAGCUAAAGGAGAAGCAGGUCUACCAGGUCUACCAGGAAUGAAAGGUGAUCGUGGUUUGAAUGGAGCUCCAGGAUUGCCCGGUGCACUAGGGUUACCAGGUGACAAAGGUGUUCCAGGAUUCCCAGGAUCUGCAGGGUCUAGUGGAUUACCAGGUCUUCCAGGAACUUCAGGAUAUAAGGGUGAUCGAGGUCUCCCGGGUUUACCAGGACAAGCUUGCACAUCAUGUGUUCCAGGCCAACGAGGCGAUCGAGGUUUUCCAGGUGCAUCCGGUCUUCCAGGUCAAAAGGGAGAACCAGGCAUAGCAGCUGCACGUGGACCCUCAGGCGAACGUGGACCACCAGGUCUUCCAGGUGCACCAGGUCUACCAGGAGCCGCAGGCAAAGAUGGAUUGCCAGGCCUUCCAGGUCAAAAAGGAGAACGUGCUGUUGGUCAAACAGGCAUCAAAGGAGCUAUUGGUGAACCAGGUUUCCCAGGCCCAUCAGGUAUGCCAGGAGCUCCAGGCGAACGUGGAUUUCCGGGUAGUAAUGGACUUCCUGGUGCACCCGGUGAACGAGGUUUACCAGGUCCUAAUGGAUUAUCAGGCGCCCCUGGCCUACCUGGAGUUGUCGGACCAAAAGGUGAUGCUGGAUAUAGUGGAUUACCUGGACCAAAAGGAGAAGCUGGUCCAUCAGGUUUGAAUGGAGCACCAGGCAUGAAUGGUAUACCCGGUCUUAAAGGUGAAGCUGGCUUACCUGGACGAGAUGGUGGUGCUGGUUUACCAGGUCUUAAAGGUGAUCGUGGUCUUAAUGGAUAUCCAGGUGUUCCGGGAGCUAAAGGCGCAGUAGGUGCACCAGGUUUACCAGGCGCUCCAGGCCUCCCUGGCCCAGCAGGUCCUUCAGGAAUCAAUGGAAUGUCAGGAGCAAAAGGAGACGCAGGCUUACCAGGCUUACCAGGCUCAAAUGGUGCACCAGGAUUGAAUGGAGCUCCUGGUCUUCCAGGUGAUUCGGGCUUACCGGGUCUACCAGGUGCAAAAGGUGAACCAGGUUAUGCUACUGCUGGUCCUAAAGGUGAACCUGGUCCAAAUGGUCGUGAUGGUAUGCCAGGUCUUCCAGGAGAUAAAGGCAAUCCAGGUUUUGUUGGUCCAGCUGGUUCUGCUGGCCGAGAUUGUGAUGUACCCAUUGUUGGACAAAAAGGUGAUGCUGGUCUUCCAGGUCUUCCAGGCGCACCAGGUUUACAAGGUCUACCCGGUUCAAUGGGUAAAGAUGGUCUUCCAGGCGCCCCCGGUUUGCCAGGUCUUCCAGGUCCUAAAGGACGUGACGGACUACCAGGUGCUAACGGCGUACCAGGUCUCUCAGGUGAACGUGGCUUUGCAGGAAUGCCAGGUCAACCCGGUAUGCCAGGAGAAAAAGGAAGUAGUGGAUUCCCAGGCAGUCCAGGUCUUCUCGGACAAAAAGGUGAUCGUGGCCUUGAUGGUCGCCCAGGUGCUCCUGGUUUACCUGGUACACCUGGUCCAAAAGGUGAAUGUAUUCAACCCGAACCAAUUGUUGGUCGUCCUGGCUUCAAAGGAGAUCAGGGUCAAGCAGGAUUACCAGGUUUACCUGGACUUCAAGGACCACCAGGCCCGGCCGGUCCACGUGGAGAAAAUGGUCCACCAGGUCAACCAGGUCAACCAGGCUUACCAGGCUACGUUGGACCUAAAGGUGAACGUGGUACACCCGGUAUUCCUGGUGUCAGUGGUAUUGCUGGUCCACCAGGUGCUGGAGGUCCACCAGGUCCGCCAGGCCCUGGUCUUCAACGAACUGGUUUUCUCGUCGUACGUCAUUCACAAUCAGCCCAAGUACCUGAAUGUCCAUCAGGCAUGGUUAAACUUUGGGAUGGUUACAGUUUGCUUAUGAUGCAAGGCAACGAUCAUGGUUAUCAUCAAGAUCUUGGCUCGGCUGGUUCGUGUCUUCAGAAAUUCUCUGCAUUACCAUAUUUACGUUGUGACCAUACAAAUGUUUGUUAUUAUGGUCAAACAAAUGAUUUAACAUACUAUCUAUCAACAACAGAACCAAUGCCAAUGAUGCCUGUUCAACGUGAACAAAUCCGACCAUAUAUUUCACGUUGUGCUGUAUGUGAAGCACCUGCUAAUGUUAUGUCAUUCCAUAGCUUAUCAAUGACACCACCACCAUGUCCAAAUGGUUGGAAUAUCCUCUGGCAAGGUUACAGCUUUGUAAUGCAUCUUGGCCGUGGCGCUCAAGGCGGUGGUCAAUCAUUAUCAAGUCCUGGCUCGUGUCUUGAGGAUUUCCGUGCAACACCAUUCAUUGAAUGUUCAGGAACCGAUGGUAAUUGUAUGUAUUAUGCAAAUAAAUUUAGUUACUGGAUGACUGUUAUCGAUCAAAAUAAUCAAUUCGAAAUCCCACGACAAGAAACAUUAAAAUCAGGAAAUCAUAGAAACAAGAUCAGUCGUUGUACGGUCUGUUUGAAAACACAGCAGAGUGCUGGUCAAGGUGGAUUUCAAAACGGAAACUAUUAUGUUGGACAAACAUUGAAGAAACAUUAG
Molecule: messenger RNA, 5490 nt
Organism: Rotaria socialis
Lineage: Eukaryota; Metazoa; Rotifera; Eurotatoria; Philodinida; Philodinidae
Source: the annotation of a GenBank genome assembly